Molecule: messenger RNA, 330 nt
Organism: Nematocida homosporus
Lineage: Eukaryota; Fungi; Microsporidia
Exons: 1
Source: RefSeq, a predicted model, not a curated record
UGUCGAAUUGAACAAAGCUAUAUCAAUCCCCAAACCUAUGAUGUUUAUCUAACGCGUUUUUCAGAGGCCACCCAAAUGAUCAUUGAGGAAAUUAAUUGUAUUCUUGAAUUGCUCUUGAGUGCUCAUCGGUUCUUUGACUUUCUCAAUAGCAAUGUUGCGCGCCAGAACAAUUCUGUACCUAACUUGCCCCAUGGAAUGAAUGAGAGAUGGAGGCUAAUAGAUGUAAAAUUAAGUGCCAAUGAUAACCCAGCCAAACUUCUUGGCUAUAUUCAAUGCUAUAGCGCAACUUAUCCUCUUUGGGGAACUUAUAUAGGUCUAACUAUGCCUUAA